Brenthis ino (lesser marbled fritillary) is the source of this 408-nucleotide messenger RNA. Lineage: Eukaryota; Metazoa; Arthropoda; Insecta; Lepidoptera; Nymphalidae. The record is from the annotation of a GenBank genome assembly.
AUGUACACCAAGGUAUUAUGCUUAGCUGCCUUUAUGGCUGUAGCGCUCGCCAGCGACAGUCACGGUCAUGCGUACUCCUCCCAACACAUUUCCAGGCAUGAUGGCAAGCCAGAGAUUGUGCAUGUGGGACAUGGGGGCGAGCAUGGACAUGGGCAUGGUCAUGAAUCUAUUGAUUAUUAUGCGUACCCUAAAUACGAAUUCGAGUACAAAGUAGAAGACCACCACACUGGUGAUAUCAAAUCUCAACGUGAGAGUCGCGACGGUGAUGAAGUAAAGGGAUACUACUCCCUACACCAGCCUGAUGGCUCUGAACGCGAAGUACACUACCACGGUGACAAACACAGCGGGUUCCAUGCUGAUGUAAAAUACGGUACGCAUCACGUCAUCCCCCAGAAGCAUUAUCAUCAU